Molecule: messenger RNA, 1378 nt
Organism: Aedes albopictus (Asian tiger mosquito)
Lineage: Eukaryota; Metazoa; Arthropoda; Insecta; Diptera; Culicidae
Product: trypsin beta-like
Exons: 3
Coding region: 115-1284 (389 amino acids)
Biological process (GO): proteolysis
Molecular function (GO): serine-type endopeptidase activity
Source: RefSeq, a predicted model, not a curated record
AUAAGAAAGCUUAUUGAUACCGGCAACCGGCGGAUUUCAAAAACCUGCCCAUCACAAAACGCUCAGUUGCUGUUUGACAACGAACCGUAUCGGUACGAAGGCCACAGAAAAAAAAUGUGGCGUUUCGAAGUUUAUUUUAUCGCACUUGCAAUCGCGACGAUAUCCUCCCAGCCUUUUAAUGGAACUGCGGGUCAGAAUGGAACCAUAACGAAUGUUACUCAUAUCACUCACAUCACCCACGUGCAGCAUGUUAUCCAUGUUCAUAACGGAACGAACCUGACGGUUCCGCAGCCGUUCGAUUCCGCCAACAGUUUACCACCGCUUGCAACGGUUCCCACUCAACUACCAGCGAUGAGUAACCCCAACGUGACCUUGCCGAUGCCUUUCAACCCGGAAAACGCUCUACCCCCUCUGGCCACGACUCCACCAUCGGUAAUAUCUGGGAUUCCGCUGUACAAACAUCCGCACUACGAUUCGACCGGCAAGCCUUUGUGGUUCCCUCGCAUCAUCGGAGGCACUCCGGCCACCCUAGGUGAAUUCCCCUCCAAGGUAUCGCUGCAAACUACACAGAACUCAGCACACUUCUGCGGUGGAACGCUCCUCUCCUUAAGACACGUCCUGACUGCCGCGCACUGCAUUACCGACAUCCAGGGAAUUCCGAUGAGUGCUUCUCGGAUCCAAGCGAUGGCCGAUGACCUGAACGUGCUUCCCAAAAUGGGAAGUGCCACGCGACAGGUGCGUCAGGUCAAGUCUUUAAACAUCCACGACAAGUACAACCCGACGACCUUGGCGAAUGAUUUGGCCCUAGUCAGCUUGGUCAGUGAGUUUACCAAGACGAACAGCCUGUACCCGUCGAAGCGUGCUUCUAGUGCGCCACCGCCCGGGCAGCUUUGUAGCCUUGCCGGAUGGGGUGUCGUUGUGGAGAACUCUCAGACUAUCAGUCCCUCGCUGCAGAGGGUCAACCUGGAGGUGAUUUCGUUCCAGCAUUGCAAUGCCGCUUAUCAGGGGGCGCUAGUCAAGGGCAUGAUGUGUGCCUCUGCUCCGGGGCGUGACGCCUGUCAGGGGGAUUCCGGUGGGGCGCUGAUUUGUCAGAAUCGAGUGGCCGGAGUGGUUAGCUUCGGGUCCGGCUGUGCGCAUCCCACAUACCCGGGAGUUUACAUGGAUAUUACUCAUUACGAGAAGUGGAUUGGGAAGGCGUUGAGUGGGGCGCAGAGUUUGGUGCAAGGGGCUUCCUUGACCUUGCUGGUAGCAUUGGUGGUGACGGUGAAAAAUUUUCUAAACUGAGCGCAAAAUUUGCUUAGUUAGCUGUUGUUAAAUAGUUAUAAAGUCUAGAUAUUUAGAUAGAAAACUAAUGCUCAAAGUAAAGUUUGAAAAAUUA